Messenger RNA from Epinephelus fuscoguttatus (brown-marbled grouper), 7012 nucleotides. RefSeq names its product protein FAM126B-like. The record is from RefSeq and is a predicted model, not a curated record. The transcript has 12 exons. Gene Ontology annotation, cellular component: plasma membrane. Gene Ontology annotation, biological process: phosphatidylinositol phosphate biosynthetic process; protein localization to plasma membrane. NCBI's taxonomy places the organism in Eukaryota, Metazoa, Chordata, Actinopteri, Perciformes, Serranidae. Bases 1432 to 3075 code for a protein of 547 amino acids.
ACCGAAUGAGUGGUGUUUUGCUUGGAAAAAUAAAUAAAACAGUAAGUGAAAUCGAUGCCGAUUGCAGGCGUUUCACCACGACACAAUUAGCUGCAGCUCUAAUUGGUGUUGCUAAUGUUACAGGAUUAGUCUCUGCAUUAUGAUUUAAAUUUACAGAAUUUUUGAGAAAGUAUUAAAUAUUAUUUGUGAUUAAAUUGUGUUUGGUGGGUGCAGUAUUUUGCAAAUAUCAUAAAACACAGGGGCGUAGCACUAUAUUCUGGGCCCUAUGCCUAAGCAGUCUCUGUGGGCUGGGCCAUCCUUCUCUGGAUCCAUGUGACUCAAUGCACCUUUUGAUUUUUUUUUUUUUUUUAACAAGGUCAUUUUUCUUUCUCUCCCUUUCCUUUAUUUCUUUUCUUUUUUUGGAACCCCAUUUCUCUUUCUUGCGGAAAGACAUGACAGUAUAAGCAGUCACUCGCUCGGCUCUGACUGCGUUUAGAGAUGAAUCCUAGUACGGGGUGGACUGAACGAUUUUGUACCUCUAAGGAGUGAGAGAGGCCCCAGAAAGUUUCCACAGUUUUUUCAUACAAAGUUUAGUCUUUCAACCUAUUUAUUCAGCCAAUUUAAUUUAUUUAUACUUACUUAUUACUAUGGAAACAAUUUGCUAAGGAAAACCAAGUUUUUAUUCAAGGCUUUUCGAGGCCCCCCCUCCCAUUGGAGCCCUGUGUAAUCAUUCCCAUCUUUCCCCCUAUUAUGACAUCCCUGUAGUAACACAGUAACCGUACGAUUGCUUUCUGCACGUCAUCUUUUUAACACCGAGGCAACUAUAAAUAGGCUUCAGUCACAAUCAAAUAAAGGGACUCUUCUGCUUUGGGUGUAAUUAAAUUUAGAUUGUAUGUAUUUAUUUAGAUAUUUUGAUUUGUUUAAUGUUUUCCAAUUAAUCUGCUUUGAGUGUUCUAUUGCUGUCAAAUUAUGCAUCCUGGAUAUGUGCAGUUUAAUCGGUUUGUUAAGGUUUUCUUUAUAAAUAUGAAAAACUAACUGCAGAAGUGCGCUCAAGCCAUGAUGCUGGUUUUUCCCAUAGUCAUGAAAGCACCACUUCUGUUCCCCGCUGCAGGUCGCCUGAGCUUUCUGCUUACCAAAGCGCACUGAGUUCCGCUCAGUUUGGCCAAUCGUGUCGCGCUGUGCUUCAGCACCAUUGCAGUGUGGAGAGAUCAUACGGAGGUGUAGCUUGCUGAGAGAGGGAUCAUUUGGAGGAAAGAUACUCGACCUGGGUGACCGCUUUUGGCCAACACCACCCCCGAUACAGUCACCGUGUGACAUUGCCAUAAGCAGCUUCAGUCCGGGUGACCCUCAGUGAUUGACAGAUGUGUGACACUGUGGACAACCAUUUGCCUCUCCCAGUGGAGAUCUGAGUUCUGGGACACUGAGGCAGCCAAGGGGGGGUCUCUGAGGAAGAUGCUGGGUUCAGAGCGCGGAGUUGUCGAAGAAUGGCUCUCAGAAUUCAAGUCCUUACCAGAAACCCACAUCCCCAGCUACGCCGGCAGCCUUCAUCUAAAGAAGUCUCUGGUGCCAGCUCUCUACAGAGUCAUCCAGGACCCCAACAAUGAGCUGCUGGAGCCUGUGUGCCACCAACUGUUCGAGCUGUACCGGAGCUCUGAAGACCGCCUGCGCCGCUUCACCCUGCAGUUUCUGCCCGAGCUGGUGUGGGUAUACCUGCGCGUCACAGCGAGCAGGGAUCGCCAGAGCAAUGGGUGCAUCGAGGCCCUCCUCCUGGGCAUCUAUAACCUGGAAAUCGUGGACAAAGAUGGCAACAGCAAGCUCCUCUCCUUCACAAUCCCCUCCCUGUCCAAACCAUCGAUAUAUCAUGAGCCUUCUAGCCUGGGGUCCAUGGCAUUGACAGAGGGGGCCCUCUGUCAACAUGACCUGAUCAGAGUGGUGUACAGCGGCCUCCACCCACAGAGAGAGACCUUCACGGCUCAGAACAGGUUUGAAGUGCUGUGUUUCCUCAUGCUGUGCUACAACUCUGCUGUGGUGUACAUGCCGCUAUCUUCCUAUCAGUCAGUUUGCAGAAUGAGCUCACGGCUGUGUGUAUGUGGCUUCCCCCGGCAGCAGCAGAAGCUCUGGAGGGAACCGUGCAAUCGUGUGCUGCUGGACCCCGAGUUCAUGGUGCAGAUGCUGACUGCCGUUUAUCAUGCCAUAUACAAUGGAGAGUGGGAGAUGGGGCGGGAAGCUCUGGAGGACAUUCUGUACAGAGCCCAGCUGGAGCUUUACUCCCAGCCUCUCCUGCUGGGGAAUGCCAUGAAGAACUCGCUGCCAGAGACCGCUCCCGAUGAGUCACGGGGGCGCAAGGUGCUCCAGGUGGAGGUGACACCCACCAUCAGCCGCAUCUCCAUCUCAGCCAUCACCACCGCCUCCAUACGACGCCACCGCUGGAAGAGAGAGGAUGCUGAUGGUAUGAGCGGCGGGGAAGAUUCCUUCAACGUCAAUGACCCGGACGAGGGUUUCUCCUCCGGGGCCUCCAACAGCAGCCAGCCAAGCGGCACCAAGGCGGGCGGCAGCGUGGGGCAGAGGGGCGGCAGCCUGAACAGCAGCAGCAGCAGCAUCAAGAAAGCCAUCACAGCCCGGCUGUCUCGAGACAAGGAGAAGGAGCGGGAGAAGGAGAGGGAGAGGGAGGCGGAAAAACAUGCAGAUUUGUCAGCAGAUCACCAGGCUGCUGUGAGGAGGCACCACGCGAGGCAGCAGUCGCCUCCAGCCAGCAUCAACUUGGAUGCCAUCCAGCUGAGCCCCAUAAAGAAGCACCUGAGCUUCCCGGCAGGGCCCACGUUGGUGCGGACUGGCAGCACCUCCUCCAGCAAGUCCUUUGACUGCACAAAUUUCAACCUGAACGGAGGCGACAACGAGCGAGAGGAGGCAGUGGGGGGCUCUGACAAGGAAGGAGGGCUUCCUGUAGGCGGCUCCCACCGCCACUCCACCAUCAGCCUGCAGGAGGAGCACCUCAUCAGACCAGAGGACGCCCAAGACCUCCUGUCUCCUGGAGCUCCUCUCACCAAGCAGUCCCGCUCCCCCAGUUUCAACAUGCAGAUCAUAUCACAGGUCUAACAUGCAGUGCAGGGCAUAAUACACAUCCACACACACACACACACACACACACACACACACACACACACACACAUAAAAUACCUGUUCAUAGCACUCAUCCUCAUGCAGUUUUUCUCUGCAACUCUUUAACCCUACUACAACAACUUCUGUCUACCUAUCUGUGUUGGUGUGUGUGUGUGUGUGUGUGUGUGUGUGUGUGUGAUUGUGAUUGUGUGUGUGUGUAUGUGUGUGUGUGUGUGUGUGUGUGUGCUCAAGAGUUGUGUCUCCACCCUUUUAACAUCCAUUACAAUCGUGACCUGAAGUCGUCACCGGUGGAUUUAGCGUUACUGAAAAUGCAACAAGAGAAAAGUAGUAAAUGAUGACGGCCCACUGCUGUAACUACAGUCCAGCAUGUCACUGCAUCCUCCCGUCAGACCGAGCUGAGCAUUCCACACAUAAACUCUCCUCAGAAAAGGAGGAAGUGUCGAGAGAAAACUCGUACGGAUGCCACGCUAGCUGCAGGAGACAUGUAUGACAUUUCAGUUUUUUGGUUUUUUUUUUGUUUUUUUUUUUGAGUUCCUGACUGAAUCAGUCAAAAAAAAUAAAUCAGCAAUAACACUUACCGUCGCUCAUGUGGAGAAGAGUGGGGAUUAUUGCUCUUUCUCUUCAUUCCUUCCCUUUCAUUCCCGGGCUCACGUGCAAUCGUUCUUGCUGAUUAUCUUCCUUGUUAAUUAGGCAUAAAUGGUUUUAUGAAUAAAAUUUCUUUAAUGUUUUUUUUUUUGUUUGUUUUAAAUCACAAUCCAAAGAAGGUAGCAUUUCUUUUUCGUCACUUGUCUGACAGUGAUUUGGCAGAAAUCAGUCAGACCAAAGUGAUGCUCUAGUUUUCAGCCCACAAUCUUCCUUUUAUUCAAAUCUUCUCAUUUGAUCUGUAAAUCAGACUUUUAAGAUUGUUGUCAAACCAAACUGGAAUGUGGUUUUCUUGCCCCAAGCUUUUAACUGGACAAAUCUGACGAAAUCACUACUGUGCAGCUUCAUCUUGUGACUUGAUUUAAAACCUUGAAGCUGAAUCUUGCUGAAGAACUGGAUGAAAACAUUGUAGACAUGCAGGUUUGUGUCUGAAGCUAAAAGGCAAUGACUGUAUUUUAUAUUAGAUUGUUAUUAUGGUUUCAACCAUUGAAUGGGUUCUUCCAUCUGAAAGCCCCCCUGUAGGUGUGUUUGUCAGGCUCUGGCUUGUGCGCGGUGUCGUGCCUGAGCCGGUGGUGUACUGCCCUCUGGAGGCUCGUACUAGUCACUGCGCAUCAGCCGUCACCAUGGCAAUUGUCUUGCAUUUUGUGCUCUGAUUGGAUGCUCAUGAAACAUUUUGUUCUACCUCAUUGUGUGUUCACCCUGCCACUCAGACACCUGUCUCCCAAUCAGAGGCAGGAUUUAGAGACCCCAUUAGGUUUGAAACUGGAGUGCUUGACCAGUUUGGGGGAUAUAUAGUGGGGGGGGGCAAACUGGUUUCACACUGCAACUGUAAUGACACUGUAAAAUCUGUUCAUGUGAGGAGCUGUGACUGAGUAUCUCAGCCUUGCAUUUCAGUUCAAUCACACCAUGCACAAAACCUAGCUGCAAAACUAGAACACGACUGUCUUCAGGUUUCUCUGUCAUAUAUCAAACAACCACGUCGGGAUUAACCUGAUUAUUUCAACUCCCUACAAAUGUCCUGCUUAUCUUUAUUGUUUUUAUGUAAUGAUUUUUGAAGUGCAAUUUUUUUAUCCUCAUGUGCAUGGAGUUGGAUCUUCUCUGCUGUUAAAUGCCUGCAUCUGCGCACAGUGCUAGCUAGCCUUCUGUAGUGCUCCCCGCCCAGGCUGAGUGAUUUGAACAUGGCGUGCUUGUCUGCAUGUUUAGUGCCCUGCAAAGCACUGCUGUUUCAGAUGCGUGAAACAGCCAGCGAGCCAAACCCAAGUCUCAUCCUUGUCUUUGCCAGAUGUGCCAAUACACAUCCUCUCCUUAAGGAAGAUAUGUUUUGCUUUGGGUGUCUUAAGUUAAAAUGCCUGUUUUUUUCUCUAUUCUGUUUACUGGUCUUAUUUCAAAUUAAGGGACAACAAAAGGGAUGUUUGGACGUAUGGCUCAACGUGCCCUUAGAUGCAGCUUCACCUCCUUUUUUUUGCCAUGAUUUUUCUUUUCACUCAUCACAGGUGUGAACUGUACUCUGACAGUCAUCACUAUUUGCUGUUCACAUGUAAAAGCAGUAUAUUAUGCGUCUGUGUACCGUGGAUUGUCAGCUGUUGUAUUGCAUUUCCCACGUCUUGCUCACGUGCUUGUGUAGAAUGAGGAUGAAUGAUUAAUGUAUAUAAAAGUCAGUUCAGUCUGCAGUGAAAAAUCCCCCACACACUCAUGCUCCCACUGUGCUGGAAAAAAACCCUUCACAGCUGCUGCUGCUCCUGGUCCUGAGUGAGUCCUGUGUGCGCUUUAGCCUUAAAACAUUUCAGGCCAAAAAGCCUCCAUCGUCGGCUCUUCGGCCUCACGUGCUCCUCCUCCUCCUGGACUGUGAAAGAAGAAGAAGAGAGGAGUGCAGCUACAGUUCACACUCUCACCUGGUCUGUCUGCUGUCAUCCCUGUGCUGUGUGGCUCACGACGAGCUGUUUCCCAUUUGCUGUAUUUUGCCGUGAGUUGAGUGGCACCUUUUUUGCUGUUUUAAAAACUGGUGACGUGUUCAUGUCAUUAAUACGAGUGCCCCUGACCAAGGAUACCAGCAGCCAUGUUGGUACUGUAUGUUGACUUAGAGUAACGGAUAGACAAAUACCCCUCGGUGUCUGGUGUUAUUUGCAUGUGACCAGGGCGGGAAAUGAACACCAGGUGGACUGUGGCUGAAAAUUUUAUCUACUUUUCAUUUUUGGUCGAAUAAUAAGCUCAGAAAUCCUCAUGAGGUCCACUUACAUUUCAAAAAAAAAAAAGUCUAGUUUUGGUGGUUUAAAAUAGGGUUCAAUUUGUUCUUGUCAGCCACUGUCACUGGUGGAUAAAGUUAAUUUCCUGCCCUGUAUGUGAUAACUGUGGGCUUUUGUUUUCAUACAGUAUAAUGCACUUUAAUCCAUCCACCUCUCUCCUCAAGAUAGUUAUUGAAAUGAUAUAUAUAGAUGUGCAAACGUGUAUACACUCAAUGCAGGGUUUUAGUCUCUUUAAAGUAGUACUUCUAUGUGAUGUCACAUCCAACACAAUGCUAUUUUUGUUAAAGUCUAAGGGUACAGCUAUUUAUUUGUUUUUUUUUCUUUUCAAAACCAAAAAUAUAUAUAUACAUAUAUAUAUGUUACGGGGGUUCUGGAAGGUCUCAGGAGUUUAUCAAAAAGCCACAUUUUUAAAAUGGCAGCACCAAAAUUUCUGUUCUUGAAGUCAGAAUUGAUUCUAUGCAACAUUUUUUCCCCUUUUUUGUUUUUGGUGUUACCGGCUUUCAUCGAUCCGUGUCGGGUGGGAUGGGGCAGGUGCGUUUAAGCUGAUUUUUAAGGUGCAAGUCCUCAACAGCGUCCCCCCCUCCUCGUCUUCAUCCGGCGAUUCUGUUUAUACACCCUGUAGUGGUGCUACAGAGCGAAGGACCUCUCUCAUGUGGGUGAUAUAAGAGGACCAUCCAUUUGUCAUCCGACUGCCCUCACAGAGAGAAAGCCACACCGGGACUUUUGGUGCAUGUCGAGCCCUUCUGUCAGUUUGCUGCUCUGUGGCUCAGAGACGUCAGCUGGUGUAUGAAACAUAAAGAUUAUCAAUGAUGAAUCUAAUCUAGAUGCUUCGAGGGAAGCUGCUGGAUGAUGUGAUAACACUGUACUAUUGAUGUUGUAUAAAUGGAGAGAAAGACUUAUUUUAAAUCUUGUAAAUAGACAAAUGUACAAAGGUGAAAGCAAGAUAAAUAUAAAAAACUGAAGAUCAGCCUGAGAUGUAGAGAGAAAUUAAUCUGUAUAUUGUUGAAUAAAUAUUGUGCCGUAAGGGA